Messenger RNA from Coffea arabica (coffee), 6360 nucleotides. Lineage: Eukaryota; Viridiplantae; Streptophyta; Magnoliopsida; Gentianales; Rubiaceae. The record is from RefSeq and is a predicted model, not a curated record.
CAAAAAUUCAUCUCACACUUCCUUCUCUUCACAACAGCCUCUGACACUGCUAGAGAGAAAAAAGAGACCAUCUUUUUGCUCCAAGACCAGAUAUCGACCUGACCUGAUGGCGGAUGCACUGCUCGGAUCUGCAGUACAAGUUCUAGUGGAGAAGGCAAUAAAUUUGGCUUCCGAACAAAUUGGCCAGUUUGUUGGCUUCAAGAAAGAUUUGGAGAAACUGAAGGAUACGUUGACACUGAUCCAGGCUGUCCUCCGUGACGCAGAGAAAGAGCAGGCGACUAAAGAGAUCGUGAAGCGAUGGCUGGAGAACCUUGAACGUGUGGCUUUCGAUGCUGAAAAUGUGCUGGAUGACUUCAACUAUGAGAUGAUCCGGCGCAAAGUUGAGAUUCAAAACCAAAUGAAGAGGGAGGUAUGCUUGUUCUUCUCACUCUCCAAUCCCAUUGCAUUUCGUUGCAAAAUGGCCUGCAAGAUUCAAAAAAUCAAUAUGGAUUUGAAAAGUAUCCAUGAACAAGCAACGAAACUUGGCCUCCUCCAGUCACAGAAUGGAGCUAGAGAUGCACCUGCUCUUUCUCCUCCUAGCGGAGGAGCAUUUAUAAAGAACAGAGAGACUGACUCUGUUACUGUUGAUGCGAGUUUUGUUGGAAGAGAUAAUGAUGUCUCAGCAAUAGUAACACAAUUGACUGCCACAAAUAAUAAUGAAACUAUCUCCGUUCUCCCUAUAGUAGGGAUGGGCGGGAUUGGGAAGACCACCUUGGCUCGAAAAGUUUUCAAUGAUACAAAGAUUGAAAAACAUUUUGACAAGAGAAUAUGGGUGUGUGUUUCGGAGGAUUUCAUUGCCAAUGGGCUAUUUGGAAUGAUUCUACAAUCACUGCAAGGUCAAGAGCCUGAAGCUAAGAAUAGGGAAGCCAGAGUCAAGCAGCUUAAGGCAUUAUUGGACGGUAAAAAAUACCUAUUGGUCUUGGAUGAUGUGUGGAAUAAGGAGUCCAUGCUAUGGAAUGAUUUUCUUGGGUCUCUGAAAGGUACUAGCCAAGCCAUGGGGAGUUGGAUUCUUGUGACCACUCGUGAGCAACAGGUGGUAGACAUCACCAGAAUUUCUUUUCCUCAGGGUUAUUCCUUGAAACAAUUAUCAGAUGAUCAAUGUUGGCGCAUUCUCAAAGAAAAUGCAUUUGGUGCUGGGGAAGUGCCCGAUGGGUUGAAAGAUAUAGGGUUGAAGAUUGUGCAAAGAUGCAGAGGCUUACCAUUGGCUACAAGUGUUCUCGGUGGUAUGCUGCGCAACAAGGAACCAGAUGAAUGGCAAAAAUUAGAGAGUGGGCUUCAAAUUUUAGGUGGAGGUGAAAAUAGUAACGUUAAUGAAAUUUUGAAGUUGAGCUUUGAUCAUCUUUCACAUCCUUCUCUUAAAAAGUGUUUUGCAUAUUGUUCAAUUUUUCCCAAGGAUUUUCAAAUGGAAAGGAAUCAAUUAAUCCAACUUUGGGCAGCAGAAGGAUUUCUUCAUUCAAAUCCAACAGACGAUAUGCAUAUGGAGGAAGUUGGUAACAGGUAUUUUACCAUUUUGUUGGAUAGUAACUUAUUUCAAGAGGCAGGGAAGGAUGAUUAUGGGAAUGUUUUGAAUUGCAAAAUGCAUGAUCUUGUGCAUGAUAUGGUGCAAUCCAUUUCCAAUUCCAAAACUUUAAGGUUGACAGAGUCUGGUAGUGUUGAUAUGGAAACGUCUUCUAUUCGGUAUCUUGCAUUGGAGAGAAUACAAGAAGAAAUGACAUUUCCUUCCACUAAAAGUUUCAAAUGUAUUACAACAUUGUUUUUGCAGGGAAACAUAUCACUUAAUGAUAGGGAGAUGUCAUUUUUUAUGUUGCGAGUUUUGAACUUGAGGGCAUCGAGUGUCGAAGAGCUUCCUAAAUCAAUUGGCAAGCUAACUCAUUUGCGAUAUCUUGAUUCAUCAAGAGCUUCAAUCAAUAGAUUGCCUGAGUCUCUAUGUCAACUUUACAAUUUGCAGACAUUAAGAUUUAAAUAUUGUGACUCACUGACAAAGUUUCCUAAGAAUUUCAAGAAUUUGGUGAAUUUGAGGCACUUUGACUUUUUCUCUUAUCAUAAAUCAAGUGAUAUCAUGCCUUUUGAGAUCGGACAGUUGCAAUUUCUCCAAACUUUGCCAUUUUUCAAUAUUGGUGAAGAAAGAGGUCGACAAAUUGGAGAAUUGAGGAAUUUGAAGAAUCUCAGUGGACGACUUCAGUUACGUAAUCUUGAAUUAGUGAAAAGCAAGGAAGAAGCUGAGUCUGCAAAUCUGAUUGGGAAGCCAAACAUUGAUGAGUUAAGAUUACUAUGGAAUGAAAUAGAUAAUUCAAGAAAUAAUGAUAGUGAAUACAAUCGAGUGCUGGAAGGCUUGCAUCCUCACCAAAAUUUGAAAGGUUUGAUUAUUGAAAGAUUUUUUGGUGAUAAACUUUCAACGUGGAUUGGAAAACUUGGGAAAUUGGUGAAAUUUGAAUUGCAAGAUUGCAAAAACUGCAAAGAGUUACCAACUCUUGGAAACAUGCCCUUGCUCAAAUCUCUUCAAUUGAAAGGACUUGACAGCGUAACAAGUAUAGGCCCUUCUUUUUAUGGCGGAUCUGGCAUGCAUAGUGGCAGUAGGAGUCAAAGACCCCUAAGCUUGUUUCUAGCACUUGAACUUCUCAUUCUAGAAAAAAUGCCAAAUUUGAGGGAAUGGAUGGAAGCACCAGUUCACGAUGGGACAGUGGUGGUGUUUCCAGUCCUUCAUACGGUAUGGAUUACUGAUUGCCCUCAAUUAGCCACUUUGCCAAGUCAUUUUCCACGUCUCGAGGAAUUGGAGAUCGAUAACACCCAAAAUGGAUCAGCAUUAAUGACAUGUAUUUGUAGCGGAGUCAGCACUCUCACUAGACUUUCCGUUAAGAGUGUGAAUGGGCUUGCCAAGCUACCAAAUAUGUUAUUUCAAAACAAUCCAAAUCUUGCACAUCUGAAGUUAGUCAAUUGUGGUGAUUUGGCCCAAUUCUCGGAUUUUCCAUUUGAUGUUCCUCAAACUGUAGAAGGACCAAAUUGUCAAUCAGUGCUUGAGCACACUGGUACCGACAAUAAUGCUCCUCAACAUUUGGUUGGCCUCGAGUCCCUAGAGAAAUUAACUGUUACUGAGUGCCACUCGCUAGAGUCAAUUUCAAUCCCCAAGGGACGCAGAUACCUCACUGCCUUGCGACAAUUAAGCAUUUCUCGUUGCAAUGGGUUAACCCACUUGUCCAUCCCCCAAAUAUCUGAGUCAGAGUGGGGUUCCACUACUUCACGUUUCUCCUCCUUCGGUACUUGUCCUCCUCUUCCUCUCGAGGAAUUGUAUGUAUACAGCUGCCCCAAUCUUAUCUCCUUUCCAAUUGAUUUAACCCGAACACCUUCUCUCUCUUACCUGGACAUAUCACAAUGUAAGAAAUUAACCGACUUGCCCAGUGGGCAGCUUUGUUCUCUUACAAGCUUGAGAUACUUAGAAAUCGGACCAUUCUCAGAAACCACCGCAGAGUUGCAUUCCUUCCUAGUCCUCUUUGAUGCUCUCCCACCACUGCACCCCUACUUCCCCUCCCUUUCAUAUUUACAUCUGAGAGGAUGGCCUCAUUGGGAAUCCCUGCCCGAGCAACUUCAGCACCUCUCUGCCCUAACAACUCUUGGACUAUAUGAUUUUGGAGUAAAAUCAUUACCCGAUUGGUUUGGAAAGCUUUCCUCACUUGAACAACUCAAUCUCUGUAAUUGUGAAAAGUUGGAGAAUUUACCCUCUCACCAAUCUAUGAGAAGCCUCACCAGACUAAGAGAGCUGCAGAUUAUUAUGUGUCCCCUUCUAAAGGAAAGAUGAAAUCCAGAAAGCAGCAGCAGCAGCACCUACCUCAAUUCUGAGUGGUUGAAGAUCUCCGACAUUCCCAUUGAUAGGCAGCAAAUCAGAGGCUAAUCUCCAUUUCUAUUUUGAGUUCAUAAAUAAUGUCAGUUUCCCCAAUAAAAGCUACUAGAUUGUUAUGGCCGACAAUAAAUGUAGCCAGCCAGCAAAGUGAUAGUUUUUAAGCCAUAAGAAUGCUCUGCAUGAGAAUGACCGUGGAGAAGCUUGAUAUAUUGGAACAAAAGUCUUUAGCUAUCAUGGUUUCCUGUUAUAUGGUGAUCAGAUAAGUGCCUACACAUUCUUGGCACUUGCAAAAUGAUGGUUUGUUUGCUAGGUGAGGGCUUUCUAGUUUCAAAUAGAUCCAUCAGGGCACUCCCAAAAGAAACUCUUUCUCCUCCUUUGUAUGGAGACAAUUUAGUUGUUUGAGUGCUAAAAAUCUGAUGAAUGGUUCAGCAUAAGCUGUUGUCUCAAUCUGAUGGGGCAAAUACUCUAGUUCAAGGCUAUUACAAAGUUGAUGGAAGAGAUGGCAUGGUUAAUACGCUUCCUUUGCACAUCUGAUAAAGUUCUCCAACCUGCAUUUUCACAAGACUUUGAUAAUUGUGAUUCUUUGAAAUGAAUUAGAUAAAUGGACUAUGUAGAAGGUCAAAAUUUUUAUGUAGGAGAGGUACAAUUCAAUGCUGAGGUAUAACAUGGAAAUCUUGACUCAUAUCAUUCAACCAUGAAGUGUUCUGAGAGGAAGGAUCAAACUUUUUGGCAAUACAGUUCAUGUGGAAUGCAAUCUGCUGGUGAAAGAGAGUGUCCAUGCCUUGUAAGGGAACUUGUUAUUAAAAAUACUUGGUUCAAAAGGUUUUCUCGUGUCAGUAACCUGAUGUCAAUUUGAUUCUUGACAAACUUGGUGCACCUAAAACAGUCGAAUGGACUAUGGAGAAGGUAAAAAUUUUUAUGUAGGUGAGGUCGAGUUCAAUGCUGGGGUAUACAUGGAAAUCUUGAUUCAUAUCAUUCAACCAGGAAGUGUUCUAAGAGGAAGGAUCAAACUUCUUGGCAAUACAGUUCAUGUGGAUUGCAAUCCACUGGUGAAAGAGAGUGUCCAUGCCUUGUAAGGGAACUGUUAUUAAAAAUACUUGAAAAGGCAUGGCACCUUUUGAGGAACCUUUGCUAUAUUAUCUAACAGUAUGCUAUGAGGAUAUGACUUCCAAGAUUUAGGUCUUUAAUUGGCCUAGUUGAAGUGAUCUUCCGUAGUUGCACUAGAAAAAGUAAGGAGAAAACCUUUUCAGUUGUAGCAAUCUACCUAGUCUCUCUCAAAAGGAAGACUCUUGCACUUUAAUCGUACACAGAGAAGGUCAAGUUAUAAUUCACUUUAAUCCAAUCUACAUUGAUCAUUGGAGUAUGCUCAUUGUGCAACUUCUAGUCUGAUGCCAUUUUUUUCCUAUGGUCAUCGGCAUUGAGAGUCUACAAUCACAAUAGCGAGUCCAUGGAAAUAUACAUGAGGCUGAGAGUGAUAGAUUUUCUUGAGGCCUAGAGAUUUUCAAGAAUCUGCAUGAAGAUGAUUCUGGCUGACUAUAGGGAUUCUCAUGCAUGAUGUACACUUCUCUUUGUGAUUUUAUUACUUUGAUUCAAGGAAAUUUAUCUGAUUUUCAUGACUUCUGAUUUCUUUGUGCUUUCGAUCGAGUUUCAUAAUCAGCAGAAUAAAAAUGAUCUUCAUACAUUGCCAUUUAUUUUAAACUUGAAUAAAAUUGUGAAUCUUUCGCCCAUUGUUUACAAGAAGAAAAGAGAUAUGGAUAAACCAAUACAUGGGAAAGCUACUGGUUGGAAUUUAAGUCAAGGUAUUCCCUUGCUCUCAUAAUCAUGGUUAUACUUCCUGGAUCUGCAGCUUCCAUUUUCUAGAGUGUACUUACUAUUGCACUUGACCUAAUGAUUUUUGAAAUGCUUAUAGCCUUGCAGAAACAAAAUUUGUAUCUAUUCAGAUGACAAAUGUUGCUAAUAAAGCUUGUCAGCCCUUCUAAUGCAACAUAACCUGGUCUCCUCAAGAAGCUUUCAUCUGUUGAAGGAUUAUAAGUUGGCACAUCUGAACAGCUUGAGUUGUAAACCUCCUACCAAUCCAUCCGAAGCCUCCCUAUACGAUGCAUUCUUCUGAUCUAAAGGGAAGGUGUUGCAACAUGAGCAGCUGCCCAACAUUGAGUGGUGCAAGCAUUACCAGAUUCUCAUUUUGAGAUUGAUCAUAUUUUGUCAGAAAAUUCUUGUCUACGCCUAUGCUUAAGGAUGUUUCAGUGCAGUAUAUUCCAACCAUUAUGCUGUCUUCAGUUGUGUGUAUUCAAUCUCAUGAUACUAUACAUUUUUUUGACAUUUUGAGGAAGAGUUGCUUAUUGCUAGGUGUAAUAGGCAAUGACUAUUACAGCAUAACACAUUCCUUAUUGCUUGAUGUAAAAGUCAAUGAGUAUUACAACAUAACACAUCGUAUAGUGUAUGAUCUUGCACAUGAUCUUGCGCAAUUUAUUUUGAGUUUUGGAAAA